AUGGAUUUAAUCACCUGCAGUACUGGCAGUACCGAACGGGGAGCCUACGGCCAAUAUUACCCAGACUACUCAGAUGCUAGCAGGUGUGGUAACAACCAGCCCAAUCCAAAUCUGGCUCACAUACACUAUGACCGUGUAGAUGCCACAGGAGUCAACUUCAAUGUGAUCGGUGGCUUACGGGCUGAGCAUCUGCGGACAGAUGUUGUGAAUAAAUGA
This is a messenger RNA of Sphaeroforma arctica JP610, 216 nucleotides long. RefSeq lists its product as hypothetical. The transcript is spliced from 2 exons. The coding region runs from base 1 to 216 and encodes 71 amino acids. Lineage: Eukaryota; Ichthyosporea; Ichthyophonida. The record is from RefSeq and is a predicted model, not a curated record.